This is a messenger RNA of Oenanthe melanoleuca, 3643 nucleotides long. RefSeq names its product upstream binding transcription factor (gene UBTF). The record is from RefSeq and is a predicted model, not a curated record. The transcript has 23 exons. NCBI's taxonomy places the organism in Eukaryota, Metazoa, Chordata, Aves, Passeriformes, Muscicapidae. The coding region runs from base 869 to 3280 and encodes 803 amino acids.
AGCAGCCGGUACCGCGGAAGCAGCCGGUGCCGCGGAUUCAGCCCGAUUCAGCCCGGGAUGGCCCGAGCUGUGCCGGCAGACCGGGAUGGCCGGGAAUGUGCAGGCGCUGCCCGGCCGGGAUUGGCUGCGGGGAAUGACGCCCAGCACAACAAAGGUGGAGUUGGAGAAAUUCCAUUAAAAAAAAUUAAGAGAGAGAGAGAGAGAGGGAGAGAGAGAGAGGGAGAGGAGAGAAAGGGAGCGGAGGGAGGGAGGGAGGAGGGGAGGAAGCUGCCCCUCGCCCGCCCCGCCGGGCAGAGCCCCCCCCGCCGCCGUGUCCCGGGGCCGCGGGGCGGGCAGGAGCGCGGCCCCGCCGUGCCGUGGGGGGGCCCGGCUCGGCCCCCCUCCCCCCCCCCCCCCACCGCUUCCCCUCUUUAUUUUUUUUCUUCCUCAUCUGUCUUUUUUUUCCCCCUAUUUUUUUUUAUUUUUUUCUUUAUGCAAACGCCGGCCGAGGAUUGUUGCACAUUGUUGCAAAAGCAAAGAGCAAUAAAAAACCCGGCGGAAAGCGGCGGCGGGGCGGCGGGGCUGGCGGGGAGAUCCCGGCGGAUCCCGGCGCGCUCAGCCCGGCUGAUUGGAAGAGCGAACGCAGCGCCAUGGAGGCGGGGGAAAGCGCGAUCGUCUCUGCGGGGACUGGAGCGCGUCCACGCCCGGGGCCAGCGCUGCAGAGCUGGCCGCCGUUCAACCGCCGCUCCCCCGCCCCGGCCCCGCCGAGCGAGCCCCGAGCCCCCGCCGCCCCCCAAAGCGGCGGCCCCGCCGAGCCGUGCGGGAGUGAUUUCGGGAAGAGGGUGAGGAGGGAGCCGGCGGGACCGUCCUGGGCACAGGCAGCAGGAGGAUGAACGGCGAAGCUGAGUGCCCUGCAGACCUGGAAAUGACAGCUCCCAAAAACCAAGACCGCUGGUCGCAGGAGGACAUGCUGACCCUCCUGGAGUGCAUGAAGAACAACCUGCCCUCCAACGACGGGAGCAAGUUCAAAACCACCGAGUCCCACCUAGACUGGGAGAAAGUGGCUUUCAAGGACUUCUCAGGGGAGAUGUGCAAGAUGAAGUGGAUGGAGAUCUCUAAUGAGGUGAGGAAAUUCCGGACCCUCACAGAGCUCAUUAUGGACGCUGAAGAGCACGUGAAGAAUCCUUACAAAGGCAAAAAGCUCAAGAAACACCCCGACUUCCCCAAGAAGCCCCUGACUCCCUAUUUCCGCUUCUUCAUGGAGAAGCGAGCCAAAUACGCCAAGCUGCACCCCGAAAUGAGCAACCUGGAUCUCACCAAGAUCCUGUCCAAGAAAUACAAGGAGCUUCCCGAGAAGAAAAAGAUGAAAUACAUCCAGGACUUCCAGCGAGAGAAGCAGGAGUUUGAGAGGAACUUGGCGAGGUUCAGGGAAGACCACCCGGAUCUCAUCCAGAACGCCAAGAAAUCCGACGUGCCCGAGAAACCCAAGACCCCCCAGCAGCUGUGGUACAACCACGAGAAGAAGAUCUACCUGAAAGUGCGUCCAGAUGUGAGUACGGCCACCACGAAGGAGGUGAAAGAGUCGCUGGGCAAGCAGUGGUCUCAACUCUCGGAUAAAAAGAGGCUGAAAUGGAUUCAUAAGGCCCUGGAACAGCGGAAGGAGUACGAGGAGAUCAUGAGGGAUUACAUCCAGAAGCACCCGGAGCUGAACAUCAGCGAGGAGGGGAUCACCCGCUCCACCCUCACCAAGGCCGAGCGGCAGCUCAAGGACAAGUUCGACGGGCGACCCACGAAGCCUCCCCCGAAUAGCUACUCCCUGUACUGUGCAGAGCUGAUGGCAAACAUGAAAGACGUGCCCAGCACGGAGCGGAUGGUGCUGUGUAGCCAGCAGUGGAAGCUGCUCUCCCAGAAGGAAAAGGAUGCCUACCACAAAAAGUGUGACCAGAAAAAGAAAGAUUACGAGAUCGAGCUGCUCCGCUUCCUGGAGAGCCUGCCCGAGGAGGAGCAGCAGCGGGUGCUGGGUGAGGAGAAGAUGCUGGGCAGCAACCGGAAAGGGGCGACGAGUCCUGCAUCCAAAAAAUCCUCACCUGAGACCGGCAAGGCCAGCUCAGAGAAGCCCAAGAGGCCCAUCUCAGCCAUGUUCAUCUUCUCGGAGGAGAAGCGGAAGCAGCUGCAGGAGGAGCGGCCGGAGCUGUCGGAGAGCGAGCUGACCCGGCUGCUGGCCCGCAUGUGGAACGACCUCUCUGAGAAGAAGAAGGCCAAGUACAAGGCACGGGAGGCGGCCAUGAAGGCACAGUCAGAGAAGAAGCACGGCUCAGAUAAAGAGGAGCGUGGGAAGCUGCCAGAGUCUCCCAAAACUGCCGAGGAGAUCUGGCAGCAGAGCGUCAUCGGGGACUACCUGGCUCGUUUCAAGAACGACCGGGGCAAAGCACUGAAGGCCAUGGAGGCCACUUGGAACAACAUGGAGAAGAAGGAGAAGCUGAUGUGGAUCAAGAAGGCGGCGGAGGAUCAGAAGCGAUACGAGAGGGAGCUGAGCGAGAUGCGAGCCCCUCCGUGCUCCACCAACUCCACCAAGAAAAUGAAAUUCCAGGGAGAGCCGAAGAAACCCCCCAUGAACGGUUACCAGAAGUUCUCCCAGGAGCUCCUGUCCAACGGGGAGCUGAACCACCUCCCGCUGAAGGAGCGCAUGGUGGAGAUCGGCAGCCGCUGGCAGCGCAUCUCCCAGGGCCAGAAGGACCACUACAAAAAACUGGCAGAGGAGCAGCAGAAACAGUACAAGGUGCACCUCGACAUCUGGCUCAAGAGCCUCUCGCCCCAGGAGCGAGCUGCCUACAAGGAACACAUUUCCAACAAACGCAAGAGCAUAGGGAAGAUGCGGGGUCCCAACCCCAAGAUGAAGCCCACCAUGCAGUCCAAGUCGGAGUCCGAGGACGAUGACGAGGAGGAAGAGGAGGAGGAAGACGACGAUGAAGACGAGGAUGACGAUGAUGACAACGGUGACUCGUCAGAGGAAGGCGGCGACUCCUCGGAGUCCAGCAGCGAGGAGGAGAGCGAGGACGGGGACGAGUGUGAAUGCCGAGUAAGUCACCAGAGUCAAAGCUUUACACCGGUGCAACUGAAAUCAGCCUAUGCUGGAUGGCGCUGGGGCCAGAAACCGUGUCCGUGCCUUGUGCUCGCCCCCGGACAGAACGACGAGGAUGAUGAGGACGAGGACGAUGAGGACGAGGAUGACAACGACUCGGAGGGCAGCAGCAGUUCCUCCUCCUCCUCGGGGGACUCCUCCGACUCCGACUCCAACUGAUCGGCCAAGCUCUUCGUAAAGUCGUUUGGUUUCUCGGUCUCGGUCCCAAAUCCCCCUGCAGCCCCUCGGAAUCCUUCCUCCUCUUCCUCCUGCCCCCCCGUGGGACCCCGGCGCGGGGAGCGGGGGCCGGGGGGACCCCUCACACUACGGAGGGGGAUCAGGGGCUGCUUCCCCCAGGCUGGGGGUCGAGGAGAGAGCCCCCCACCCCUGCCCCCCUGCUUUACUCCCGAGGGGAAGCGAUUUUUUUUUUGGAAUUUCAUUCUUUCCAGGGGGUGUCUCUCCAUCCCUACCCCCAUAACCCCCUCGCUAUCAGCUCUGGACUUUCUAGAAAGAGAAGAAAAACACACAGGAAAAACAAACAAA